AUGGUAAUUUCAAACGCGAAAGAUCUCAAAGAUGCUCAAAUUGUGUGCAAAUCUCCGACCAAUGAGCUCGUUGUGAGACCAAGGUGGAUCCCAUUUUAUUCCGAGUGCAACUAUAAAAAACCGAUUUGUGCGAAAUUUUCGAUUCAAAAUAUUGAUAAAUUUCCGGUGGUUUAUACAAUCAAAGUAAAGCACAAACUAUUCAAAAUCAGUGAUCAUGGGUGUGGGAUUCUGAAGCCGGAUGAGAAGAAGGAGCUCAAACUUUUCCUAUUGAGCUCCGAUGAUUGGAACCUAGCAGUUGGCGACUAUGUUCAGAAGAAAAUCAACAUUUUUGUCGAAAAUUUGCAAAUUCCGGACGAUAUUGUUCCAGAAAAUCAAGCGGAAGGUGUCGAAAUCGCGAAAAACAUUUGGAAGCGCUCAUCAACCGAAUGGCCGUGGGAACGAUUGCACACAAAGCUGCGCGUGUUUCUCGAGAAAUGCGAGACGUCGAAAUUCAACGCCUAA
Messenger RNA from Caenorhabditis bovis, 501 nucleotides. NCBI's taxonomy places the organism in Eukaryota, Metazoa, Nematoda, Chromadorea, Rhabditida, Rhabditidae. The record is from the annotation of a GenBank genome assembly.